Molecule: messenger RNA, 390 nt
Organism: Miscanthus lutarioriparius
Lineage: Eukaryota; Viridiplantae; Streptophyta; Magnoliopsida; Poales; Poaceae
Source: the annotation of a GenBank genome assembly
AUGGCCACAUCGUUGUGCUUGGCUGGGGCGAUGAGAGCAGCGGUGGUGGUGGCGCUCUGCACGACAUCAUGGUCCUGCCCAGGCUCCAUCGAUGGUGGGGACGAUGAUCGAGGACGCCGGUCACCAACAUCACCAACGCAGAGUAGUUCUAUUUCAGGUCCACACCGCCGCCGCCUCCACGCAUCCGGCGGCUACCGUGGUGCAACCCACCGCCUGCAGCCAUGUCCGCACAGGGACGAGGUCAUCAAGGGAUGGCGAAGGACUGAGCUUGCUGUACUUAGCGCGGGGUGUGCGAAGGGCAGGGAAAGGGAUGGGAAGCUAUGGUGCAACCCGCCGCCUGCAGCCAUGUCCGCACAGGGACGAGGUCAUCAAGGGAUGGCGAAGGACUGA